Molecule: messenger RNA, 1013 nt
Organism: Ilyonectria robusta
Lineage: Eukaryota; Fungi; Ascomycota; Sordariomycetes; Hypocreales; Nectriaceae
Exons: 3
Coding region: 372-968 (198 amino acids)
Source: RefSeq, a predicted model, not a curated record
UCGCGCCCUUGGCCUCGCUAUACGAAAAACGUGGCCGCCAUGGUUGGAUCUUGGAGGCACGGCGAGUCGCUGAAGCCGUGGUGUACUCGUGAACCUUGGUUUCAUCUUUCAUCAUUCGCCAUCCAUUCACCCAUACAGGCAGACAUAGUCCCCGGCCUCAAGCGAUUGCGCGGACAGAUGGAUGAGAAUUGUUGCCCCAGAUGGUGUCGCAGCUGAAACGCAAUCAACAUAUCUCUAGGAGGGCGCGCCACGAGGUUUUUUAGGGACCACGACGCCACAGGAACCCGGGAUGCCAAAAAGAGCCCUGCCCCUGCCCAGUCGUAGCUCCCGAACGAUAUUCCUUUUGCUGCACAUAUGACUGACAUGCUGCCAUGUCUUAUCUGAUGGUGGGUGGUGGCCUGUUGCGUACAUUCCGGAACUCUACCCGUACGGAUACCACCAAAGGAUCAUGUCGGUUGGCUUCAGACGACGAUGCGCCGUGUCAAUGGCAGGGUGGACGCUGCGUCUCUCCUGUAGCAACCAACCUCAACAAACAGCAACCAAGCCCGAGACCCGACGGGAGGUCACGAGGCGGCGCUGGAGGGGUUACAGAACCUUCAUUUCCCUCCUGGCGACCUGGACUGUGCCAAGCUGCAUCCACGCGCGACUGGGAUGAGUGUCUAGGCCGCAGCGUGUACCAGAGGAGUGACGAUUGCUGUGCGAGAGAGCGAAGGGGCUUCGCGUUGGCGCUCGUACACCGUACUGAUCGUACUGAUCGUGCUGCUCGGCCGUCUUUCUGGCCGCUUGUCAUACCCAGUUGUUGCAAGUCAGGUACCUUGCAUGGAGGCUGUGGGAAACCGCGCGGAUUCGUGGCGUCACCACCUCGAGCUGGACGACAACGUUCAUCUGCAUCCCACAAGUGCGGCAGCGAUGCCAAUGUCGGUUGGACAGAAUCAGAAGACGCCUGCAUCUGUCUUGACGAGGUGUAACUGUCGUCCACGCGUUCCAUGAGAAGGCGGCGUUUUAGCAUUUCG